Messenger RNA from Pelagomonas calceolata, 1364 nucleotides. NCBI's taxonomy places the organism in Eukaryota, Pelagophyceae, Pelagomonadales, Pelagomonadaceae. The record is from the annotation of a GenBank genome assembly.
AAACCCGUAGCUCUCAGAGCUCAUUGUUGCUGCCCCGUCCUCGAUCGCUGGGGCAAGGAGGAGUGCCACGCAGUGCUGUCGAAGCACUAAUUUGUCUCUCGCUUGCAGCCACCGCAGAAAACGCGCUCGACAUCGACUGCAAAACAACUGCAAACGAUGCGCACCCUCUCCGCGAUCACCCUGCUCACAGCGGCGCAAGCGCUCCGCCCGCUCGCACCACUCAGAAAACUCGGCAACAAGCUGCGCAAAACGCCGGUCGUGCAGGCCGCACCUAGCGGAGCCUCCUUAAAACCGUACCUCUCUCAAUUAAUAGAGGGCGAAGAUCUCGCCAAGGACGACGCCAAGGGCUUGUUCGGGGCGUUCUUGGAUGGCAGCGCCUCGCCGGAGCAGGUCGCCGCCGUCCUGUGUUGCCUGAGGCAGAAGGGCGAGACCCCGGACGAGAUCGCCGGCGCGGCCGAGGCCAUGCGCGCGGCCUGCGUGCCCGUCAAGACGUCUGGUACGUUAUUAGAUAUCGUCGGCACGGGCGGCGACGGCGCCUGCACCAUCAACCUGUCUACUUGUUCUGCGAUAUUAGCUGCCGCUUGUGGUGCCAAGGUGACAAAGUGUGGAAAUAGAUCAGUGUCCUCGGCCUGCGGCGCCGCGGACGUGCUCGAAGCUCUCGGACUAGACUUAGAAUUGGAUCUCGACGACGUCACGAAGUGCAUCGACGACGUCGGCCUCGGGUUCCUUUUCGCGCCGAAGAACCACCCGUCCAUGCGCUUCGUGGCGCCCGUGCGGAAAGCGCUUGGGGUGCGAACGGCCUUCAACCUCCUGGGGCCCCUGACGAACGCCGCCGGCGCUCAAAGAGUGGUCAUUGGCGUCUUCGACGAGAGGCUCGUCGAUUUGUUGGCGGGCGCGUUGGAGCGCAUCGGGGUGGUGGAGCACGCUGUGGUGAUUCACGGCGUCGGUUUAGAUGAACUGUCUCCCCUCGGACCGUGCACCGUGCGCGAGCUCAAGAAAACCAGUUCAGGAUACGACUCCAAGACGUGGACGCUAGAACCUCUAGAUUACGGCUUGCCGCGGUGUACGCUGCCCGACUUGGUCGGGGGCGGCCCGGAAUUCAACCGGAACGCGUUGAGGCGGUGCCUCGCGGCAGAUCCCUCGUCCAUUCCGCUGGGCGAGGAGACGACCCUCAAGGACGACGCGUGCCGCGACGCCAUCGCGCUGAACGCCGGCAUGGGCCUGUACGUGGCUGGUGUUUCUGAGAGUGUCGCUGCGGGCGUGGAAAAGGCGAAGGAGGGCCUCGCGUCGGGCGCGGGUUUACAAAAGCUCGACGCGUGGAUCGCCGCGACGAAGGCGCUGGGGAAGUAAGGUUCCUCUGCUUA